Molecule: messenger RNA, 1383 nt
Organism: Fusarium falciforme
Lineage: Eukaryota; Fungi; Ascomycota; Sordariomycetes; Hypocreales; Nectriaceae
Product: Zn(2)-C6 fungal-type domain-containing protein
Exons: 6
Coding region: 1-1383 (460 amino acids)
Biological process (GO): positive regulation of transcription by RNA polymerase II
Cellular component (GO): nucleus
Molecular function (GO): DNA-binding transcription factor activity, RNA polymerase II-specific; zinc ion binding; transcription cis-regulatory region binding
Source: RefSeq, a predicted model, not a curated record
AUGGACGACACAAAACUUGGCCCGCCAGACCCCGCGUCUGUUCAAUUCUCCGCCGACACCAUCAUCACCCUCGGCGUCAUUCCUGCUCCCCUGUACAUCUACCAACUUUCCACAUGCCCCGUCCUCCACACCUGCAGGCGGCGCAAGCUCAAGUGUGGUCAGGAACUCCCUUCCUGCCGGCAAUGCUCCAAGUCAGGCCGCUAUUGCGACCGAUCGGAAAAGCCGACUCAGUUUGUUCAACAUCAGGAACUACCGGAUCCCGAUAGCCCACGGCGUGCCCUCAUAGACCAAAGAAUAGCCCGGUUAUUCCACUCGUACACCGCUGAAGUAUCGCAAUGGUACGACUUGAGCGACUCGUCGGGUGCCUUUGGCAUACUUGUCCCCAGCAUCGCUCUAGAUGAGCCACUGCUCUUUUGCGCCAUCAUCGCCCUCUCUGCUAUGCAUGUCUGCAAGACCUCGGCAAACGGUUUCCGAAAAUUGGCCGAAUUUUAUCACCACCGCUGUGUCCAGAGGCUCAUCGAGCUGGACCAAGGAGACGAGCUCAUCACCCGUGGAGUUGCCCUUGCAGCGACAUGUCUGCUACGGUCCUACGAAAUCCUCGACAGCGACAUUGACCCAAACAUGCAUCUUCGGGGCGCUUAUUCCAUGACCCCCCUCCAUGAUGUACUGUCCGGUAAUCUCCAGCCGGGACUGCCUGGUGCAGGCUUCUGGAACUACCUGAGGGAAGACAUCACCUUCAGCCUGUUUGAGAAAUGUCCACUCAAGAUGGACUUGACUACUACUCCGCUUCUGGUCAACCACCAUUCGGCCCAAGAUUAUCUCAACUCCAUCACUCUGAUACUAGGGAAGCUCAUCAACACCACAUUCGGGAGUGACUUGACGGGUUCAGAAUGGGUUUCUGCUAUGGAAAUGCUAAGUCAAUGGCGAGCAGCCUGUCCAAAACGGAUACAACACUUUUCUCGAGAAAAGGCGCAGCCAGGGACGAUUAAUCUGUUCCCGGCAGUGUGGUUUCUACAGCCCUGUCAUGCGGCAACCAUGCACUAUUACCUUGUCGCCCUGACUAUUCUAGGUGUCUAUGCUAGCCCGCAGAACCUUGAAGACUUGGGGAAACUGGACCUUGUAGGCAUCGAAGUUGAGUCCAAGGACCAAAUUCUGGAAGCCUUUGCAGUCGAAAUCUGUGGUAUCGCCUUCACCACGAAGAUACCCUGCGUUCUUGUCAAUGCCUUUGGCCCAAUUGCAUACUGUGCAAGAUUCAUCAGCACCGAGCCCGCCCGCCAAGAGCUCGCCCGACAGCUCCUCGCCUGCAAAUCGAGCAUCGGGUGGCCAGUAGAGAGGCUCAUCAAUGACCUCAAGUCUUUCUGGGGCGCCGAAAAGACAAACUGA